UUUUGAACCACCGUCACCGACGACUCUCUCAAUCUGCCUGCUAGUGCCUGGUCCACGGCACUGUCCUUCUUUUGAAAAACCCACCGUCCUAGCCAGGAUAUCCAUUCGUUCUUUUCACUCCCACCACCACCAUGCAGGUCGAACAGGUAGCCCGACAGCGAUUCGAGUCUUUCAAGAUGGGUAUGAGCCACAAUGCCUCCCCCGUCGAGAUGAAGCAUCGGCACAACCGAUCGCAUUCGCGCAACGCCUCAAUUUCUUCCAUUGCAUCUUUGCCCACUCCUAAAUCUAUGACCACUCACGAUGUCUCCGCGACGCAUUCCCUUCCUCCUGCACCUAAACGAAACUCGCAACACCGGCGUAUCUCGUCUGUCUCCACUCGACGCGAAUCAGCCGAGAUGAUGGGAGUAACCGUUCCCGAGACUUCGGCCUCCGCGAGCGAGGACUCAGCAGAGCGAGAUUCUAUCCGCCGCAAUGCUCUCUGGGCUCUUGAGGGGAAGCGUGAUGCUUCCUUUGCCAAAGUAGAAAUCCCAGAGCUUUCUGCCCCAUAUGAAUUCCCCACCAAACCUUCCUUCCCCCCAGGUCCAGGGACCUUCACUACUUCUUCCAAGCGUGACUCCUUCAAGCCUUCCUCUUCCAAGGACGCAUUAGGUACUUUGAUGGAGGAGGAAGAGGAAGAGGAGGAUUCCGAUAAGCCUCGCGCACCACCGACACCGACCACACCUACGACUAGCUUCACCCGCAACCUUGGUCAACGCUCUCGUGCGCCGCACCUCAGGCCAUUGUCUCUCACCCCAGACACUCUACCAUCACAAUUCCUUGCAUCACAGGCCCUCCCAACGCCAUCCUCUCCUAAGCGAGCGAGCUUGAAGGCCCUUUCCCUUGCUCCGGAUGCUUCAAACCGUGCAGGAUCUGUGCCAUCUCCGACCCCCGCUCGUCCGAGGCCCGUACUCAACAUCAAACUUGAGGCGGCAUCGCCGUCGCACGAUGACACUUCCAUGUCGAUACGUCAGCAACCGGUCCGGAAGAGCAGUAUAUCAUACAAGACGUCUUCCACGUCUUCGUCGGUUUCCAGCACCGGCCUUCCGACCCCUGAAUCGACACCAACGUGUACAGAGCGCCGUUUCUCUGGAUAUACCCACAGUUCCAUCUCCAGCCGCAGCAGCCAGGGUAGUCAGGGCAGCAUGGCCAGCAACCGUCUUAGCGUUGCCGAGGACGACUUCUUGACCAUGAACUCUGGCAAUGGACGGCCUUUGAGCGUGAGCGAGCAGCACUUUCUGUUCAAAAGUCACAACGCCCUGCUCGCUCGCAUCACCGAUCUGGAACGGGCUUUGUCCUUUCGUGGCAACAACAAUUCGCGUCCUUCUUCGAUUGCUUCUUCUGCCUCUGCUCUUUCCAGUACCUCUUCCCGCUCCAGCGAGACAGGGGAACCGAUAGACGAAAUGCUUUGCCUCGUGUCCGACCUCAAGGCAGAAAGGGAUGAAUUGAAGCGUGAUGUUGAAGGCUGGCGUGUUCGAGUCGGCGACAUGGAGAAACAAUUGACUGUGAUGGGGAACCGAGUCGAGGCUGAACGACGAGACGCUUGGGUCGCUCGCACUCGUGUUGGAUUGCUUGAAGUCGAGCGCAGCGGUCUGGAGAAAGUUGUCGUAGAUCUCCAGACGGAAAACACGCGCUUGGCCAAGUCCGAGCAAACCCUUCAGGAACAGAUCGCCCGCCUUCUGCGCGAAAAGGAGGCGGUUUCAGCUGAGCUACAGCAAGUCAGGAGUCGCGUUCCUCGCGAGCUUGAUCCAUUGGACACGCCACGCGCUUUUGACGGCCCUGUUGUACACGUCCGACCCGCGCCCUCUUCUAUGCAUCGUGGCCUUGGAUUUGCUUCUUCGGCCGGUGAAGAUGCUCCUUCUACACUUGGGCUCGGGUUCAAACUUCGGGUCGAUCAGGAGGAAGAAGCCUCCGAUGAGGAGAGCGACGAGCUCGCCGGAUAUGAAGACGAGGAUGAGAACGACGUCCUCAUCAGUCCCUCGUCAUCCUUCGGGUCCGUUGAUGAUUUCCGUGGCUCGGCCGCUUCGGCGCCUGUCGUUUCUCCUCCUUCCGCUCCCGUUCCAGCUCCGGCCCACAGCGCACAGAAGUCUAUUUCGAAGUGGACGUUCCCCAAACAUGUGGUUCCCAUCAGCCGCGACGAACCUGACAUCGAUCGUUUCUUCGGAUGUCUUGAAGACCUGGACUCCCCGGCUUCACCACUCACGGGUGAAUAUUUCGACUAUGACGAGGAGAAGAGCAAGUCGUUCUUCGCCAAGGGCUUCUCCUGCGACGAUAGCAACUCCUGCUUUGUGUUGCCAGCUAGUGUACUCGCCACGGUCGACAGCCGCUAUGUUCUGGAUGUUGUUGAAGAAGAGGAAGAGGAAUUAAGAGAGGAUGACGAAUCCGAGACUGAAGAGGAGACUGUUGUCGAGGACGGAGAAGUCAAUGGUGGUAUCAAGAUCACAUUCACACCUCCCAUGGAGGACAAACACCUCGAACCAGCACUUACCGAGCCAGUCCUACCGCCACCAAAGCUCGUCACAGUCCCGUCGCUCCGAUUUUUCGAAGAUGAAGAUGACUGUGAGGAUGAAGCUCCGUUCAACUUCGGUCGCUCUCAGCCGAUGACUCCGGAACGCUCCGAGUCUCGUCCCUCGCUUCCCUCUUCGAUUCCAAGGCCCAAGCCCAGCCUCUUCUCGCCAUCUCGCGUCGUUCACGAAAACGACAGUGCCUUUGUGACACCGCCGACGAAGCGUGGCGGAACGACACCCUCCUUCAUUCCUCUACCGAGUUCGCCUUCUCCGACUUUUUCAGCCAACGCCUCUACUACUACGUUCAUCCGGCAGCCUUCCCGGCAGCCGACACUGCGAAUGCAUCAAACAGGCCCUGCAAACGGUUCGGCGAUUCCCCGGCUUCGUUACCAUGCGAUUGAAUUUUCUGCGGAUGAACGUGACGCCUGGCGCAGAAUCAUUCGACAGCUUCUUUCUCCACCGACUGCCCUUGACGUGCCCAGCGAUACGUACACUCUACUGCCUCCGCAUGUGCGAUCUCGUGACAUCGUGGACGCGCCGGCUCCGGGUCUGCAGAUGAAGAUCCCACGGACGGGGUUCCGAGCGAGUGAGGCCGCCCCCAUGUUGCUCUCACAGCUUGGCGUCUUGCUCGUUUCGGCUCUCGGUGUGGUGGACGCUCGCCGUGCGCCGGCCAGCCGGCGGGUGCAGCUGCCGCGCGUGAAUGACGGUCUGCAGAAUUUGGUGACCUGGGACGAGUAUUCGCUGUUCAUCAACGGGACGCGGGUGAACCUGUUCGGCGGAGAGGUGCAUCACUAUCGGAUGCCAGUGCAGAGCCUGCACUUGGACAUCUUCCAAAAGAUCAAGGCGCUGGGGUUCAAUGCCGUCUCGACGUACUUCUUCUGGGGUAUGUACGAGCCCAAGCGCGGCCAGCUCGAGUUCGACGGGUUUCGCGACCUGCAGCCGUUCUUCGACGCUGCCAAGGCGGCUGGACUGUGGAUCAUCGCCCGGCCCGGGCCGUACAUCAACGCGGAAACGACUGGCGGCGGAUUCCCGGGAUGGGGGACGCACACGGCGGGAUUGUGGAGGACGGAGAAUGCGUCGUACGUCGAGGCGUACCAGGGAUACAUGACAGCCGUCGGGGAGAAGAUUGCGCUGAACCAGAUCACGCACGGCGGACCGGUCAUCCUGGUGCAAACGGAGAACGAAUACAGCGGCUUCCAGCCUCCGUACACGGAAGACUUUACGUACGAGAGCGAUCUGAAGGAGACCCUGCGGUCGGCCGGAAUUACCGUCCCGCUGACGGUCAACGACGCCUGGGCCGGCGGACAUUAUACGAAUGUGGACAUCUACGGAUACGAUUCGUACCCGAAUGGCUUCAACUGCACCGUCCCGGACAACUGGCUGGCUGAUGCCGUUCCAGAGUGCGUUCUUUUGGUGUCUUCCCUGACUCGUGUUGACCCCGCGGUAGAUGGUUCUGGGGGCGGAGCUCUCGACGGAUGGGGUGGCGCUGGCUACGAUCUCUGCUCGCAGCUGACGGGGCCUGAAUUCGAGCGCGUGUUCUACAAGAAUCAGUUCGCCAUGUCCACCACGAUGCUCAAUCUGUAUAUGGUUUACGGCGGCACUAACUGGGGAGGGAUUGCUUAUCCCGGUGUCUACACCUCUUACGAUUAUGGGUCGGCGAUCGCCGAAGACCGCACUCUGCGCGAGAAAGCAUACGAGCUCAAGCUGCAGGCCUACUUCCGAGCUGCCUCCCCCGCUUUCCUGACAACCCGGCCGAUGAACAUCGGGGCGAGCCAGGGCAGCUUCACCGGAAACCAAGCUCUGAAGACGACCCAAGUGCUCGAUGUGGUGGGAAACAAGACGGGAUUCUACGUGGUCAGGCAAACUGAUGCGUCGGUUCACGAUGUGCAAACGUAUACAUUGACGCUGCCGACAAGUGUCGGAAACAUCACGAUCCCUGCGCUGGGCGGCAGUCUGCAGCUUCACGGAAAAGACUCGAAGAUCGCGGUCGUUGACUACCUGCUGGCUCGACGACCCUCGUCUACUCCACAGGCGAAGUCCUGAUUGGGCUACUAUUGACAACCGAGACGUGAUCAUUCUCUACGGCAAUGCCGGUGAACUACACGAAACGGCAUUCAAAACCACCGCCGGUAAGGUGGCCGUUGUUUCAGGAUCAGGCAAGAUCAAGACCAAGGCUGCAUCUGACCUGUUGACCGUUCAAUACACAACAACGGCCAAACCGUGCUUGAGAUCGGGAACACCCUGGUGUAUAUCGUUGGUCAGCAUGGAACGGAAACGGAAUCCUUG
Mycena citricolor is the source of this 4829-nucleotide messenger RNA. NCBI's taxonomy places the organism in Eukaryota, Fungi, Basidiomycota, Agaricomycetes, Agaricales, Mycenaceae. The record is from the annotation of a GenBank genome assembly.